AUGGUACACCUUGCUCUCCACCCUCAUAGAGUAGUACUCCGAUAUGCAACGGGCAGCUCAAUCUGGCUAGGAACGCCUAGGACAGGUACGAAAUCCCAAAAGAUGCUGAUCCGCGAGUAUCAGAGGCAUCUAUUCCAGCAUGCUCCGACUGCUGUGAUUCAUUCCCAUGAUCCAGACUCGCAUUCUAGAUCUGCGCUUUAUUCCUCGGGAUCAAUUCGUUCGCCUCAUGGAUGCAUCAUCACCACAUCGUUCACCCAGAGCUAUUGCUCCGCUGACGUAGCCGAGCAGGAGGGAUCAUCAAGCUUGUGGACGAUGAAUGGGCUCCAGACUCAGAUGACUUCAAAUAUUGGCAAAAUCAUGUUCACAGAGUACGGCUCAACUCCAGGCCCUGACGCCGAGGUCUCCAAUUCGUCGCUUCACAGCUUAUUUCCCACGGCAGCGGCGCAGAGGCUGAUCUUCAAUGCGGUGGAGCGCCAUGGAAAAUUCUUUACCAAGUAUCCGUACCUUCCUUCUCCUGAGUGUCGACUGGCGAGACGGGGAACCAGGGCUCGCUUUGUUUCGAGGAGCUCAACAAGAUUACCCCGACAUGCAGAACACCAGAGACAUGCCAGCAAAGGCACCAGAGCCAUCAGUGCCACCCUGCUGACAGCGGGGAUGGAGGGGCAUUUUACGCAUUCCCACUGCCGGGGACCACCUCGCACCACGAGCUGGCCCGCAACCUGCAGGUGGGAGCCGAUGUCGAACCUGGAGCUUUGGAUGACAACAGUCAUGAUGGUUUUUGGCAUCAGAACAACCAACCUCUCUUCUUCUCUUUGCGACAACAAGGCUCUCGUCUUUCGAAUCAGCAUGCUCGACGUGGCAGGGUCGCAGUACUGGCGGCCAAGUGACCCUGUGCAGAACAAGAUCAAUGCUACGAUGAGGAAAGAUCACGAAUCAGCCUCAAUGGAGCCGCGGCCCGGAGUCUGCGGCCCAAAGGUUCUCACCGUAGGCAGCGAUGACAAGACGGUGAUACCGCGGUUGUUGAUACUGUUCUCAGACAGCAUAUGCAACAUUACGCCCCAUCAGCCUUGCUCAGCGCAGCCCGACGAUCAUUCACUCAUUCUGGAGAACCUAAGAGCUACCAGGUAUAGGCACAGCAUCGCUCCAAAGUCCCUUCAAGAUAGCUGCGUGCAGAUGGGCAGCCCUACCGACCGUCAUAUUGGGCGUACAGACUACAGCUUCUUCCCAGCCCGGCGAUCUUUUGCCAGCGAAGGCCUAGUACGCCCGCUUCUUCUGCCGCCCAACCUUGAAUUUGAUGCAUACCGAGCACCAGCUCGCCCGCAGCCUGCCGUCUGCACUUACAUGCAGAUUUGGGGGCGGGGCCGGGUGGGCAGUGUUAGUGUCGGCUAUAUGGGGACUUUGGCAAUUGUGUGGCCGGGUUACGCCCAGCCAAGACAAAAACCUAACAGCUACCUCACGCAGCACGCUGUUCAGAGCAUCAGAUUCAGCUAUUGGAAAAGAUUCGGCAAAGGCGGCACCCUCUACGGAAGCUCAUCCGGCCGAGAAACUAAUUACCAUGCCCAGAUAUUGCUCUCCCGCGAUUCAAGAAACGCCGCGAGUUCCAAACCGCCCUUGGAGCACGAACCCGACUACUUGGCUUGGUUUGAGACUUUGUCCUCCUCCUUGUACAUUGGCUUUAACCCUGAUUUUUGGGUCGCACAUAGCACGCGAGAGUACCCCGUGCUCCGUACGUCAAUCGACAAAACUCCAUCUAUUCGUACAGAAUUUCCACUUCUAUGCGACGCCCACGGUAUGAACCAAAUCGCAGGCCCAAACACGCCCCUGCCUCCUACUCCUGGGCCUGGGAAAUUUCUACUCAUCUUGGGGGGUUCUUACGCGUACUCGUGGCUGCUUGCGGUCCGGGCCUUAUCGCAAAACACGACGCUCCCACCUUUUUCUUGA
Messenger RNA from Colletotrichum lupini, 1941 nucleotides. RefSeq lists its product as uncharacterized. Bases 1 to 1941 code for a protein of 646 amino acids. Lineage: Eukaryota; Fungi; Ascomycota; Sordariomycetes; Glomerellales; Glomerellaceae. The transcript has 14 exons. The record is from RefSeq and is a predicted model, not a curated record.